AUUCUGCACUGCCACUGCUAAUCAGCUGUUGAUGAUGCUUUAAUUUGCUUAUUCUUGUGUUUGCAUUUAUGAACGAAAUAGAAUAAUGGAAAAGCUAAUAAUUAAUUUAAUUUUUGAUCUGGACGAUAAAACAAGUGAUGCAAAAUUGUGCAAUCGACUAAAGAGAAAUAUAAUUAAAAAAAAAAGAAGAAAUUUAUUGCUAAAAAUUUUUCUGGAUAAGAAGAGGCGAAUUCCUAAAGUGCUGGAUUACUUUAAAGUUAUACAAAAGUAUCCUGAAGACAUAUUUUUUGAUCAUUUUCGAAUGAGACGUGAAACAUUUCAAAAUUUGCUACGCGAACUAAAGCCGUUCUGGUGUACAUUUAGAAAAGGACGUUUAUCUUUCAACUUGGAGCAAUGUUUGUAUAUUACGUUGUGGAAGUUAAGCAAUUGUGGGGUAACCUUUCGACAUUUAAGCGAUCGUUUUAAUGUAGCAAAAGGUACCGUUCACAAAAUUUUCCACAAAACUGUAAGAGCUAUUUGUUGUUUAAAAAAGGAAAUAAUAUGGCCUUCAGUAUUGGAGCAACACACCAUAAUGGAAAAUUUCCAAAAUAGCAGAGAAAAUCCAUUCCCUUUCGUUAUAGGUUGUGUCGACGGUACACAUGUCAAAAUCCCAAAACCAAAAGAAGAUCCUAUAAGCUACUAUAAUAGGAAAGGAUUUUAUUCUAUUAAUGUGCAAGUGAGUUUGGCAUUUAAAUAAAAUA
Messenger RNA from Anastrepha obliqua, 740 nucleotides. RefSeq lists its product as uncharacterized. Bases 86 to 736 code for a protein of 216 amino acids. The record is from RefSeq and is a predicted model, not a curated record. Lineage: Eukaryota; Metazoa; Arthropoda; Insecta; Diptera; Tephritidae. The transcript is spliced from 2 exons.